UGUGUUCAACAAAAGGAACUUCUCAACCCUUUUUAAGUGAUGGUUAUAAAGAAGAGUAUAGCUUAAAAAUUCUUGCCCAAAAACAAUCCAGCCCUUACAGAUUAGGACAAUACUACUCGUAUAUCAUUGACAAAGAAAAGUAAAAGCUCAGGAAAAUGACAGGGCAAGGCUCAUCUUGUGGAGCAUGCAAGUUCCUGAGGAGGAAGUGCACGAGUGAGUGUGUGUUUGCCCCAUAUUUUUGCUAUGACGAGGCUGCAGAUCACUUUGCAGCAGUGCACAAGGUGUUUGGUGCUAGCAACGUGUCAAAGCUAUUGUUACAUCUACCGAUGCAUAACCGAAGCGAUGCUGCUCUCACUGUGGCUUAUGAAGCACUGGCUCGAAUGCAAGACCCCAUUUAUGGUUGUGUUGCCCAUAUCUUUGCUCUCCAACAACAGGUUGCUAACCUCCGAGAGGAGAUAGAGGUUCUCGGUAAUCAAAUGGCCAAUCAUUCAGUUGGAAGUCCAAGCUAUGGAAGUCUUCAAGCAACUGCUUAUUCAGACAGUAAGUCACAGUUUACAACACAACAUGACAACAAGGAGACACUAGCUUACCAGGAUCAACAAGUUGCAUUGCCCAUCCAUCCAGAGUAUAAAACUGAAAUCCAAACUCUUGAAUGUCAAAUAAAUGAACGACUUCCAGCUUCCCCUCCUUACAUACAGCAAAACCAAAACUCUUUCUUUAACUUUGAUCUAAAUCCUCCUCAAAGAAACUUUGAAGGGAUGGAACCAGGAAUUCAAAUCGAUUAUCCAUGGUUCGAAACUGACAGCGUUGCUGGAGGAUGGGAAGGUCUAAGCUGAUAGCAGCUAGCAAGUUCUAAGUUGUAUAAUAAGUUAGAUGUCCAGUAACAUAAAAACUUCAAGUAGGAAUGUCUAACAAGUUUUGCACCAGGCAUGAUGUCAUUUAUGUUAGAUAACCCUUCUGAUGAAAUGAAUGUCUACUAUAGUUUGAUUUCCAAGUAAACAGCCUCUGAUUCU
Rubroshorea leprosula is the source of this 1013-nucleotide messenger RNA. The record is from the annotation of a GenBank genome assembly. NCBI's taxonomy places the organism in Eukaryota, Viridiplantae, Streptophyta, Magnoliopsida, Malvales, Dipterocarpaceae.